GAAUGGGCCGGCGCUCCUCGGACACGGAGGAGGAGGGCAGGAGCCGGAGGAAGAAGAAGCACCGGCGGCGCUCCUCCUCCAGCAGCUCCUCGGACAGCCGCGCCUACAGCCGCAAAAAGUCGGGCCGGAAAUCCAGGUCCAGGUCGCGCUCCCGGGAUCUCCCGUCCUGGUCCCAUUCCUAUGAGAAAAGGCGCAGGCACAGAUCCAGCAGCAGCUCUUCCUACGGCUCCAGGAGGAAGCGCAGCCGCUCCCGGGGCAGAGGCAAAUCCUACAGAUCCCAAAGGUCCAGGUCCAAGAGCAGGACCAGGAGGUCACGGCAGCGCUCCUACAGCCGCAGCAGCGAGAGGUCCGGCCACAGGAGAACCCCCAGCGGGUCCCGGGAGCGCCGCAAGGGCAGGGACAAGGACAAGGACAAAGCCAAGGACAAGGGCAAAGGGAAGGAGAAGGAGAUCCACAGUACCAAGGCUGGGGACUCUGCAAACAUCAAAGCUGGAUUAGAACAUCUGACUCCUGCUGAACAGGCCAAAGCCAGGCUGCAGAUGGUUCUGGAGGCAGCUGCCAAAGCAGACGAAGCGUUGAAGGCCAAGGAGAGAAGUGAAGAAGAAGCCAAGAGAAGAAAGGAAGAAGACCAAGCCACCCUCCUGGACCAAGUGAAGCGAGUGAAGGAGAUCGAAGCCAUCGAGAGCGACGCCUUCGUCCCACAGACCUUCAGGUCCAGCAAAGAAGUCAAAAAGUCAGCAGAACCUCCUGAGCUCCAGCAGGAGCCUGUGAAUGUGGGAGCAGGAGCCACUGAGGCAGCUGCUGCUGAGAAGGAGCCUCCAGCUGCCAGCAUCCCCACUGCCAUCAAGUACCAGGACGACAAUUCCUUAGCACACCCAAAUCUGUUCAUGGAGAAGGCAGAGGCUGAGGAGAAGUGGUUCCAGAGGCUGGUGGCUCUGCGCCAGGAGAGGCUGAUGGGGAGCCCCGUGGCCUGACAGCCCCCAGGAGCAUCCCAGGCCCUUCCCUCACUCUGGGAGCUCCACACUCAGCUCCUCUUCUUGUCUCCUAGAGGAGAUCUCAGUGAGCUGGGCAGGCAGGGAGGGUUUCACCUGGAAAACCAGGAAUCUUCUGUCCUGCUCCACCUGGAGAGUCAAGAAUGCCCUGCCCUGCUCCACUUGGAUACCUGGGAAUGUUCUGUCCUGGUUCCCCUGCAUAACCAGGAAUGUCCUGCCCUGCUCCACCUGGAUAACUGGGAAUCUUCUGUCCUGGUUCCCCUGAAUAACCAGGAAUGUCCUGCCCUGCUCCACCUGGAUAACUGGGAAUCUUCUGUCCUGGUUCCCCUGCAUAACCAGGAAUGUCCUGCCCUGGUUCUCUCCAAACUCACUGCUGGAGAUGGGCAGGGCAGCACAGCUGGGAGAAUUUCCUUUUUUUGGAGGGAAUUCCUCAGGUGAAGAACACCUGGCAGCCCAUGAAAUACCAUUUUAUCCCUCCCAGUGAAAUACCAUUUUAUCCCUCCCAAUGAAAUACCAUUUUAUCCCUCCCAAUGAAAUACCAUUUAAUCCCUCCCAACCCAGAAAGUUUCAUGGAGCCAGGCAGGAACUGGGAGCUGAGGGCUGGGCCAGUGAGGGAUGUGUGGAGCCAUCCCUGUCCUGCAGCUGGAGAGGAUCCAGGCUCCAUCCCUGUCAUCCCCUCCUCCUGGGGGAAUCCUGUCCCUGAUGUGUUCAUCCCUCUGCCCCCAGUUCCUCACUCUGGGGGAAAUGCUCCACGUUUCCUUGAGCAUCUGCCACUACUGCAGCUCCAGAUGGGGAAUUUUAUCAACUGAUCAUUUCUGUAAUUCCCAAAUGAUGGAAUUAUCACACACCUGCUUCUGGGCAGGGGCUGUUCCCAGCCCAUGGAGCUCCCUUGGGCCAGCUGGGACUUUCCAAUAAUCAAAGUUUAGUCUGAACAUCUGAAUUUAGCCUGGACAAACUUCCACAAAAAUCUGCCCAUCAUCCAUCUAAGUGCAGGGAGUCAACCCAAUCAAAUCAAUAAAACACAAAAGCGUUUCUUCAGCAAAGCUGGGAGGAAAUGGCCACAUCAGGAGAGGAGAAAACUGAGCCCCAGCUCUGGAUGUGCUCCUGGAACUGCCCUGCACCAGCAUUCCCUUGGGAAGCUGCUUUUGGCAUUUUUCCUCUGGUUCUCAGAUCUGUGGUGAUAAAAAAUGGAGGCUGACUCUGCAGAUGGACUUUGGUUGUUUUAUUUUUUAUUUUAGAUCCUGGAUGUAAAAUGAAAACGUAUUGAAUUUGCAUUCUGACAUUUUUACUUCCUUUAUGAAGUGUUAGUUUGACUUUUAUCCUGCAUCAAAAUACUCCAAGACCUUGUCUGCAGGAAAAAGUGGGAAAAAAUUUGUUUCCCUUGUUUCAUUUCAGCAUUUUUAAAUGGUAAUAUUUGUCAUUGCUGCGUUUUCUCAUCACCUUUUAUGUUUCUUUCAUAGAAAAUAAAAACUGUUUGAUGUCCAUGGAAGG
This is a messenger RNA of Agelaius phoeniceus (red-winged blackbird), 2483 nucleotides long. The record is from RefSeq and is a predicted model, not a curated record. NCBI's taxonomy places the organism in Eukaryota, Metazoa, Chordata, Aves, Passeriformes, Icteridae.